AUGACUUACUUGCAGUCGGUAAGCCAGGAGUUCUUAUUUAAUUACUGUGCAUGUAGUUAUUUUAAAAACGUUGAAGCCAAAAUAAUUGAAGAAAUGAACAAAAUUAAAUUGCAAUUUGAUGUACCAUCGAAAAUUGAAGAAUAUGUUAAUAUUAUUCAAACAGAACUCAUCAUAAAAAAUAUGAAGACAAUUGUAGAGAUGGAAAAUUGUGGCGUUGUGUGUAUGUUGAAGAAUAACCAAUAUGAUGAUUUGAAAUGGAUGUACAAUUUUUUGAGUUCUGUGAAUGGUGGUGUAAAAGUGAUGUUUGAUGGUAUGCGUCCAUAUAUUCGUGAAGUAGGAGAAUUUGUUGUACUUGGAAUAAACGAAAUGUGUACUGAUUUUAAUGAUUGUGUUCAGAGUUUAUUGGAUUUGAAAAGAAAGUUUGAUAAUUUAAUGGUCAAUUUAUUCAACAAUGACCCCUUAUUUUAUGAAACUGUUGGAGAUGAAUUUUCCUAUUUCUUACACUUGAAUUCUUUAAUACCUUAUAAUCUAUCUUUUUACAUUGAUGAAAAACUAAGACGUGGAAUUAGUACGUAUUCUAAAAAAUAUUUUGAAGCUGAUAUUGAUGAAGUUAUGAAUAUGAUAAAAUAUCUUAGAGACAAAAAAUCGUUUGAAUGUGACUAUCAAAUUAAUUUAUGUGAUAGAUUACUUCAUAGCAAGUGUCCCAGCAAGCAGAAUGAGAGUAAAAUGAUCACCAAACUUAAUAGUACAUAUGUCAAUGGCUAUGGCACUUUAUACAUUUCCAAAUUAAAUGGUAUGCUACAGGAUAAGUUUGAUUUGACCAAAAGUGUUAUGAGAAACUAUGAAGACAGGGUUGAUGUAAACAAAUGUAUUUUUGGCAUUUCAAAAUCUUUUGAUUUUGACAUUGAUGUACGUGUAAUAACUUCAGUUAAUUGGCCAAUCGAUCGAGAACUUAAACAUGAAAUACCAUCAUUUGGAUUGUGUGCUUUUAAUGAAUUCAAAACAAUCUACAAAGAAAAUAAGCAGGAUAACGCCAAAAAGAAAUUAAUGUUAUUACCUCAGUUUGGUACAGUUGAAUUGGAAGCACAUUUUUUUGGCAAGCCUAGUUUGGAUAUAUCAUUUGAUAAUGAAUUACCAAUGAACAACAUUAAUCAGGUACAUCGUACGCUCAAACUUGAAGUAACAACUUACCAGAUGUGUGUGCUUGACUUUUUCAAUGCUAAUAAUACAAUAACGUUUGAAAAUUUACUAAAUAAAACUAAGAUUCCUGAACUAAAUUUAAUUAAGUCUUUAAAAGACAUGAUGCAGAAUGGCAAUAAUUUGAAGAAUUUACUUAUCAAAACUCCAAAGGGUGGAGAAAUAAAUAAGACUGACUUUUUUUUUAUUAACGAAUCAUUUGAUUUUAUAUGA
This is a messenger RNA of Macrosiphum euphorbiae (potato aphid), 1410 nucleotides long. Lineage: Eukaryota; Metazoa; Arthropoda; Insecta; Hemiptera; Aphididae. The record is from the annotation of a GenBank genome assembly.